GCUUCUUGCACUACACCGGAGAGGGGGAGCCGCGGAUCCAGCCGCGCCGCCCGCCCCAGCCCGCCCGGCCCCGCGGCGGGGCGCGAUGAGCCCGAGCCCGAGCCGCAGCCGGCCCGCCGGGGAGUGAGCGCGGGGCGCCCAGGGCGCGUUGCGCAGCUGCUCCUGCGCACGGCCGCGCCGCCGCCGGCCCGCACCGGCCCGCGGAGUGCGCGAGGCUCGCCCGUGCCCGGCGCCCGGUGCCCGGAGCGGGAGCAGGAAGCGCAGGCCACGCAGGGACCCAAGUGGAACAAAGUGUCGGCCGCCGGGCGCCGCGCGCCGCCCGCAACUCCGCCGCCCACCAUGGCCUCCGAGGAGCUGUACGAGGUGGAAAGGAUCGUUGACAAAAGGAAAAACAAGAAAGGGAAGACGGAGUACCUGGUGCGGUGGAAGGGCUACGACAGCGAGGACGACACGUGGGAGCCCGAGCAGCACCUGGUGAACUGCGAGGAGUACAUCCACGACUUCAACAGGCGCCACUCGGAGAGGCAGAAGGAGGGCACGCUCGCCCGCACGAACAGGACCUCCCCCAACAACGCCAGGAAGCAGAUCUCCAGGUCCACCAACAGCAGCUUCUCCAAGACCCCUCCCAAGGCGCUGGUCAUCGGCAAAGAACACGAGGCUAAGAACAGUCAGCUGUUCGCCACCAGCCAGAAGUUCAGGAAAAACACAGGCCCGGCCCUGGCCGGCCGGAAGAACAUGGACCUGGCCAAGUCGGGCAUCAAGAUCCUUGUGCCUAAGAACCCCAUUAAGAGCAGGACCGCGGUGGAUGGCUUUCCAAGCGAGAGCCCCGAGAAGCUGGACCCCGCCGAGCAGGGUCCCGAGGACACGGUGGCGCCGGAGGUGGCCGCGGAGAAGCCCGUUGGAGCUUUGCUGGGUCCCGGUGCCGAGCGAGCCCGGAUGGGGAGCAGGCCCCGAAUACACCCAUUAGUGCCUCAGGUGUCCAGCCCCGUGACCACGGCCAUGGCCACGGGCUUAGCUGUUAACGGAAAAGGUUCAUCCCCGUUCAUGGACGCGCUAACAGCCAAUGGGACGGCCAGCCUCCAGACGUCUGUUACGGGAGUGACAGCCGGGAAAAGGAAGUUUCUUGACGACAGGAGAGAGCAGCCUUUUGACAAGCGGCUGCGUUUCAGUGUGAGGCAAACAGAAAGUGCCUACCGGUACAGAGACAUUGUCGUCAGGAAGCAGGAUGGCUUCACCCACAUCUUGCUGUCCACAAAAUCAUCCGAGAAUAACUCACUCAACCCAGAGGUCAUGAAGGAAGUUCAGAGCGCCCUGACCACAGCCGCUGCCGACGACAGCAAGCUGGUGCUGCUGAGCGCCGUGGGCAGCGUCUUCUGUUGUGGUCUCGACUUUAUUUAUUUUAUACGCCGUCUGACAGAUGACAGGAAAAGAGAGAGCACUAAGAUGGCAGAAGCUAUCAGAAACUUCGUGAAUACUUUCAUUCAGUUUAAGAAGCCCAUUAUCGUAGCGGUCAACGGCCCGGCCAUCGGCCUCGGCGCGUCCAUCCUGCCUCUCUGUGACGUGGUGUGGGCGAACGAGAAGGCCUGGUUCCAGACGCCAUACACCACCUUCGGGCAGAGUCCCGACGGCUGCUCCACCGUCAUGUUCCCCAAGAUUAUGGGAGGAGCCUCUGCCAAUGAGAUGCUGCUCAGCGGGCGGAAGCUGACCGCGCAGGAGGCCUGCGGCAAAGGCCUGGUCUCGCAGGUGUUUUGGCCGGGAACCUUCACCCAGGAAGUCAUGGUUCGAAUCAAGGAGCUCGCCUCGUGCAAUCCAGUUGUACGUCCGAUGAGUUCCCUUCCGGUGCUGGAGGAGUCGAAGGCGCUGGUGCGCUGCAGCAUGAGGGUGGAGCUGGAGCAGGCCAACGAGCGCGAGUGCGAGGUGCUGCGCAAGAUCUGGGGCUCGGCGCAGGGCAUGGACUCCAUGUUGAAGUACCUGCAGAGGAAGAUUGACGAGUUCUGACGGGCGGCGGCCCAGCCUCGCGGCCCCCAUCGCGUCCGCCCGCACACGGGAAGCAGGCCUGCAGACAUCCGCGCUAUUUAUUAUGGAGGAGUUUUGAAAGUACUGUAACUUUAAAAUAAAUAACUACAAAACUCCUUUGUCCACCGUCAUUAUUUGUACUUAUCUACACACAAGAGUAAGUGUAGCUGCUCCUGGAAGUGCUGAGUUUGGUUUUCUUUGGCUAGUACUGUACUUUAAAAAAAGAAGAAGAAGUGUGCUUUGUUUGAGUGGCAGAGAAGUCUGGAGUAAUGUUUGUUUUCCUUGUUCUUUUCCCUUUCCUUCUAGAACGCAGACUCUAAAGGGGGGAUUAGCCAUCUUCUGUCUCCCAGAAGGGACAGACAGGUCGGAGUCUGAGCCGGAGCCCCGGGGGCCCUGUCCAGGGCGCGGGCAGCACUUGGCUGCGACCAGCCCUUCCCCACUUAACCCGGGGAAGCCGCUGUCGCUCGGAGAAAAGCUGGUUUUGCAGUAUUAGUGAGUCACUGAAUAGCGCAAGCCUGAGUAAGUUACAAGUUAGCCUUAGUGGGUUUUAAAUAGUUUUUCUGACCCUCUUGAAAAAAAUAACUACAUAAGUGCUUCUUGUUGCUGGGUGAGAAAUACUACUUUAUAUACAGUUUUGGGUUUCUAUUUGCAGAUAUGAUUGAUGUAUUACACCAAAAAAAGUAUUUUUAUGUUUAUAAAGUGUAAUUUUUAGGUUCACUUGGAGUAUAUUUUAUUUAAUAAGUUAAAAUUCUUUGGCACACUAUUAAAUGCAAGAACUUUCCACACACACACACACACACACACACAAGGACUGCCUUCUGUUGGACAGGUCUGGUCCUGGGCUCUGCUCUUCCGUCUGUGUAAUGAACCCAGUGCAGCGUGGUGCUCUAGAGCGCCCCCUGUGCAUAGACGCGUGCAUUCCUUUCAGGAGCGGGGACUGAGUGCCCGCCGCAGGCGCCUGGGGCUAGGCGGCCUGCAGGGCUUGCAAUCCUAUUGAAUGUAUGAAGAAUGAAAUAAAAUCAAAACCCUAUUUUUGUACAGUUUUGCAGUUUAUACGUAGAACUGACCACCUCCCCGGCCGCGUGGAGAGCUGUACAGUGUAUAAACCUGCCUUUGCCUUGGAUUGAUUGGUACAGUAUUUUUGCAUCUGUGGGACCUACUUUUUCGUUCCGUAGUUUGAACUAUAUAUAAACUGUACAAUCUGUAAAGUUUUUAUAGAAUAAAUAUUCAGCUGUGAAAACUGGUUAAAUAAAACUAAUAUUUCGUAACACA
This is a messenger RNA of Oryctolagus cuniculus (rabbit), 3288 nucleotides long. Lineage: Eukaryota; Metazoa; Chordata; Mammalia; Lagomorpha; Leporidae. The record is from RefSeq and is a predicted model, not a curated record.